AUGACUAUUGCCAGAUCACGGCCUCAAGAGAUUAUGUCAGCUCUUCUCCAAAACAAUCUAUCAAUGCCCAUUAUUAAUAGAGACAUCUAUAAUAUACGUGAACAACUACGCCAACAAAAUCUAGCAGGCCGUACCCCAAUUCAAGCACUCAUCAAUGAACUUAAGGAAGAAGAUUACAUAUAUGAGUAUGAAUGUGACAGUGCUGGUUGUGUUGUUUACCUUUUUUUUGCGCAUAAGGAAUCUGUCAAUUUUACUUGUCAAUAUUCCUCUGUCCUCCUCAUGGAUUGUACUUAUAGAACUAACAAAUUCAAAAUGCCCUUGCUGAAUGUCGUCGGUAUUACCAGCCUUAAUACUACAUUUUAUUCAUGCUUUGUUUUUAUGAAAAGUGAAGAUGAGGAAGACUAUAUGUGGGCUCUAACUCAUAUUAUUCAUUUGUUCGAAGGGAUAUCAAAACCUGGUAUCAUUGUUACUGAUAGAGAGUUGUCACUUAUGAAUGCUUUUAAGCCAAAAUUCCCAAAAGAAACUGAAGAUGGGUCAAGUAGUGAAUGGAAUACCUUUCUUGCAAAAUGGAAUGAAGUUGUUAAUUCUGAAACCGAAGACGAAUUUAAUAAAGUAUGGCAAACAUUUCUGGUUAACCAAAAAAAUGAAAUCGAUUCUAUGGUUGCAGCAAAGCGUAUUCAUUUUCCAGUUUUUGCACAUAACAACCAAUUUUAUGCAAAUGUUAGAGGUAAAGUUUCAAGCUUUGCCCUUAAAAAAAUAAAUGAGGAGUAUAAAAAGGUAUCUCGUGCAACUGUGCAGAAUCCCCUACCACCAUGUUCAGGUUCUUUUUCAAGAACAAUGGGAUUACCUUGUACCCAUCAUAUUCAACAUUUAGAAAACAGUCAGGGCUUAAUACUUGAAGAUAUUCAUAUGCAUUGGUGGAUUCAAGGGUGA
Messenger RNA from Scutellospora calospora, 933 nucleotides. Lineage: Eukaryota; Fungi; Glomeromycota; Glomeromycetes; Diversisporales; Gigasporaceae. The record is from the annotation of a GenBank genome assembly.